GCCAAGCAACUGUUUUGUAUUUAUCAUUGAUCAAAUUCAUUCUAUCGGCGUUUAUGGAUCCAUGUAUAUCACCAACAGAGGCUGUUUUCAAUUGCUGGUAUACGCUGUUUGUAAUAAGAGCUUGGAGAAAAUGGUGCAUGAAUAAAUUUAAAACAGUUAAACAUUGUAUUACAAGCAAUACAUAUUGGUGUUUGGAACUAAAUGCUCACAGCCUUGUAAAAUAUAUCAACAUUUGUCGAGAUGAAAACAUACCAUAUAUACCUACACUUUUGCACAGUCAGACAUGCGAAAGUUUUUUUCGUGCAGCACGAUCGUUUACAACAACUGAAUCGACAGUGGUUAAUUUCACUAUGAAAAGUUUUCAAUCCAGACUGAAUCGCAUACAAGCAAAACAAGAUAUUAUGUAUAGCAGGACUGAAGAAUUUUCCUUCCCGAGAAUACAACAAAAUACAAAUACUGUAAACUUCGACAUGCCAUCAACUCAAGAAAUUGUAUGUACUUUAACGAAAGCAAGAGCAUAUGCAUUUGAUACUCUUAUCAGUCUUGGAAUUGAUAAAUUGGAUAUCGAAUUUACAGAUUCUCUUUCACUGCGACAUUCGCGAACAAAACCAACUGAUUUUGAAUUCAUUUCUCUACAAUGCUCCGGAAAUAGUGCAAUUGAACGAAACUUUGAAGCGUUAGAUAUAAACGAUGUGGAAGAACUAAUCCCUAAUUCUGGAGGAGAGUUGAAUUUGAAGAAUUCGAAAUGCUCAACAAGACAUACAUUCGCUAUUAGAAACAAGAAAGGUACUGUGAUUCAUGUCAAGAAAAGUACGUUCCUAUGGAUUUUAUCUAAUGGCACUCAAAGAUGCUCGAGUGAUCGCUCUUAUCGAUUUCGAGAAACAUCGGCAGUCAAUGAAGCAGUUGUGCGUGAGGUUAAUAAAGUAUUUACUUCAAUCCGUUGCGGAGAAUGGAUAGCGAUGAAAGCAAACGAAGAAGUGUUCAUAGUAAAAAUAUAUGGUUUCAAAUAUUUGAGUGGAGACCGAACGUCGUAUACUUUAACUGAAGCUCCAAUACAUGUACCUACAGGUACCACCGCAAAAGGUGUUGGGGUAAUUGGAAAUUACUUCACAAUUGUUUGUUGUAAAAAGGAUAUUGUAUUAGAAUUAGAUGAAGAAUCCAACGAACGUACUCUAGACACAAAAUACUAUAUCUCUCAUUUGGAAAAGCCAGAAACUCACACUUAUGGCAUAUUUUAUAAAUUAAACACAUCGAAAUACAUUCGUGCACUUUUAUUGGCUUCUGCUAAUACAAUAAAUAAAAAUAUGAUUUGA
Molecule: messenger RNA, 1313 nt
Organism: Malaya genurostris
Lineage: Eukaryota; Metazoa; Arthropoda; Insecta; Diptera; Culicidae
Exons: 2
Coding region: 54-1313 (419 amino acids)
Source: RefSeq, a predicted model, not a curated record